AUGUCUGGUCGAAAUGAUAGUGAAUUCAACGCCAGCAGAAAUUUACCGGCUCUUUACCAGCCUUCACCAAUGACGUCAGUUUCACCAAGGAAUCAAAUCAGUUCAGUCGAGGCCAAUAACGUCGUUUGUGAAUUAGAAUCCAAAUUGAAUGCUGAUUAUUCUGAUAAAAUCACAUGUCCAAAUUCAAUUUCACCUGUUCCAGCUGAUAUUGAAACAAAAGCAAAUGAAUGGGUGAAAGCGAAAUCAUAUGAAGAUCGCUGUUUUGGUCGUGAUAUCAGAGCAAUAUUAGGUAAUUGGGAUACAUUAAUGACUCAUUUUCGAAAUGAAUUAAAUGAAAAACGUAAGGAAAUGAUUGACGAUCCCUGGAUGAAUGCUAUGAUCACAGCUGAUCAAUUAUCGUUCCCAAAAGAAUCUGACCGAUUAAUUUUCUGCGUCAAGGAAACAUUAGCACCAAUAUUCACGAAAAAAGCGGGUCCGCUCAUUCAGCAAAUCAAUACGUUUUUAGGGCGAGAAAUCGGAGCUAUUGUGCCAACAACCUUUCUAUCCGAUGUCAUUCAAGAAUUACUUGAAUUUAUAAUUAAUCAGGUUUAUGCAGCAUUUGGAGGGCCAGGAGGGAAAAAGCUCAGUAGCUGGCAAAACAUUUUAAUUGAACUGUGCUUAUUCAUCCUUAAAUGGAUUCUCCUUCUCCUUGUUCAAAAUCUUAUUAAGCUAUUGGAAUCUGGUUAUCCAUUGAUCACUUUGCUUUUACGCAUAACACCUUUUUUCAUCAGGUAUAUUAUUAAUCAACUGCGUAACACAGUAUGCAAGUAA
Adineta ricciae is the source of this 810-nucleotide messenger RNA. The record is from the annotation of a GenBank genome assembly. NCBI's taxonomy places the organism in Eukaryota, Metazoa, Rotifera, Eurotatoria, Adinetida, Adinetidae.